Messenger RNA from Pieris brassicae (large cabbage white), 4373 nucleotides. RefSeq names its product transcription initiation factor TFIID subunit 3 (gene Taf3). Gene Ontology annotation, cellular component: transcription factor TFIID complex. NCBI's taxonomy places the organism in Eukaryota, Metazoa, Arthropoda, Insecta, Lepidoptera, Pieridae. The record is from RefSeq and is a predicted model, not a curated record. The transcript has 2 exons. Bases 228 to 3686 code for a protein of 1152 amino acids. Gene Ontology annotation, molecular function: protein heterodimerization activity.
UGCAAUCAUGGCGCACGGGGUACUGUGUUUGUAGAAUGCUGAGAAGUUUUUACGUAAACACUUCGUUUAUUUGCAUUUUAAUUGGUAAAUAAUUUUGUAUAAAUGGUCUUUAUUUAACGAGGAAUCUACAGAAGCAUACAUAUGUGUUCUAUGUUUGAAGUUUUCGCCUCUUCGCAAUAUCGUCUCUAUACCACUAGACACUUGCAGAUAACUUUGUUGGUGUCAUAAUGUCAGAGGCAUACGCUCGUGAAGUACUUCGAAGGAAUGUUGCGCAAAUAUGUCAAACCAUAGGAUGGAAUGGAAUAAAUUCAACCCCACUGGAUAUUUUAGUUCACGUAUUAGAAAAAUAUAUAUGUGCAUUGGGAACACAAGCUAACAAACAUGCUGAGCAAUUUAAUAGGACUGAACCAACCUUAGACGAUUUAGGAUUAGUUUUUCGUGAUCUUCAUGUACAGUUGCCAGAGUUGGCAGAAUAUACACGCUGUGUCCCACCUGUUCCACCUCCUGUCCGAACAGAAAGGUUUCCAAAACCUAAAGAAUCUAACCUGAACUUUCUCAAGCCUGGUAGCCAUGAAGUUGUUACUAGGCCAAUGCAUGUCCAUGAACAUUUGCCACCAAUGUACCCUGAAAAAGAGCGAGACACUCCAGCUGUUGCUGGUACUGUUGAGAUUUGUCAAAAUGGUUUUGAUGGUGUUGAAAAUACUUCAUGCACAAGUCCUGAAAUAUCAGUUACAGACAGUCCAGAAAAAUCUAAGGAUAUUUUCAAGAGACCUAAUGAUCCUGUGUCAUUACCCAAUAGUAAACGACCAAGGUUACGGCUAGAUGAGGAGGAAAGAACAAGAGAAAUAAGCAGUGUGAUGAUGACUAUGUCUGGCUUUUUAUCACCAGCCCGUGAAGGAAAACUUCCAGAAGCACGUCCUCCAACAAUCAUUUCUGAAAAACACCAUGAUAGACAUAAAGUUAAUUCUCACCAUACUAAUACUGCAAAAGUACCGUCAGCAGAAAAAUCAGAUAAGAAGACAAAGAAAAGUAAGUUAUUAAAUGGGAAAGUUAUGAAAAGUAAAAGAAAAGAUAAAAGUCAUAAAGGAGAAAGUAGUAAAUCUAGAGAUAAUAGUAAAUUAGAUAGGUAUCCACCUGGAUAUCCUCCUCAACGAAGUAAAGAUAUUCAUCCGGCCCAUCAUAAUCAUGUGACAAUGCCAGCGCCGAAGAUGUUACCACCGCCUCUAAAACCCUUACCGCUUCCACAAUCAGUACCAUCUUCACUAGCUAUUACUGAAUCCUUGAGACCAGUUAUUAAACAAGAACCAAUUGAUUUUCCUUCACCUCAACCUGUUUUAAAAAGCUUUACACCACCUGAGGAUGCAAUACCCGUACCAAGAAAAAUCCCCAUUUCCAAAUCCCCACUUGUCUCAAAUCCACUCUCUGUAAAUAAACAACCUGCAUCUUCUUUUAUACCAGAUAGAGAAAUUAAAAAGGAAGUGGUGGAUGAAGAAGAAAAAUUGGCAUCCCAGCCAGAUAGAUCAAAGAUUAAUAUAUUUAAAAGAAUAUCGAACAAAUCUAAAGAAGAUAAAAAUAUUACUGAAGUUGUAACUGAAAGAUUACAUUCUGAUCCUAUAAUCUCAAGAUUGCAGAAUUCCACUAAUGAUGAACUUAGGUUAAAACCUCAUGAAAACAUUGUUAAUAAUAACAAUAGCAGUCCAGUAGAUUUAGCAAAAGAAUUUGACAUAAGAGCCCAUGAAGUUAUAGAUAUUGAUGAUGAUUCUUUGGAUAACAAUUUAGCAAUGCCCCCAACAAGGAUGUUGCCGUUUGAGCCAAAGCCUGCUAUAUCAAUAAAUAAAUCUUUGCAAGCUGCUCUUCCUAAACUUUUGACUGAAACACCAAAAGUAAAAAAAGAAAAGAAACACAAAGAUAAGAAAGACAAGGCUGCCAAGUUAGAAGCUAAAUUAAAGAAACAACAACAACUAGCAUUUGAAAUGGUGCACACAGCAGAUAAAAAAAAUAUGAAACUACUAAAUGACAAACCAUCAAAACUCGGUCGACCAAAGAAAGAGUCUAAAGUGUCUCAAUUACCACCUGGAUUUCCCUUUUUUCCAACUAUGGCCCCUGGUCGAGGUAUGAUGCCUGGUCCAGGGCUAAUACCAAAUGCCGGUCUACUAGGUAAUGAUUUUUUAACUGGUUUAGCUAAUAAUCCAGCUUUGCGAGGCCUGCAUUCACAAAAUUUAAUGAACAAUCCAUUUGCGCUAGGUGGAGGGCCCGGAUUGAUACCAGGGCCAAGCUUUCUACCAGGGUUGCCUAAUCACCUUAUACCAAAUAUGGGCAAUUUUCCACAUACAUCAAGAUCAUCUUCAAGUAAGAUUCCUACAAUGUUUAGACGGCCAAGUUUAGAAGUUAUAGCUGUAGACAAUGAUGAAGAUAGAAUGAUGCAUAAGUCACCUGGAAUGGGCCAUGAAAAAGAUCGACAUGACAAGCACAAAUCAUCAACCAUUCCAAAUAUUUUACAAAAACAAAAAGCAAAGUCAAAUAAAGAACACAAAUCUAAUGUCUAUAAAAUGCCACCAGUGCAACCUGAUAUAACAAUAGAAUUAAAUCCUCCAAAGUCUGAACCAGUUAGACAAGAGCCGCCUAAAGAACUACCAGUCCCACAGCCAGUCAGGCUACCAACACCAGAACCUUCUGUAAGUAUAAAGAAUUCUGAGCCUGCACAAGAUAUUGAACCAAUUCCCCCAAAACCAGAAGAUGUAGCUGUCAUUUCUAAGGAAGAAGGUGAAAGUUCAGAAAAGAGAAAGGAUAAAUCUCAUAAAAAGGAAAAAAGAGAUAAAGAUGGUGUUAAAAUUAAGAAGAAAAAAGAUAAAAAGGAUAAAAGUAAAGAAAAAUCUGAAAAGAAAAAAGAUAAAGAAGAGAGACAAGAGAUCAAGGAUAGGAUUAAAAAAGAAAAGAAGGAGAAAAAGAAAGAAAAGUUAGCUACUAAUGAUGGUCUAGUACCAAAAUUAACGCUAAAGUUGGGAUCUUCAAAUUCAAACUCUCCUAUGCCUCCAAGUUCUCCUGAUACUUUUAAGUUAAACAUUAAACCUAUAAAAAGAGAAGAUGAUUCUCCUAUAAAAGACGAAUCAGUAUCGCGUGAACAUAGUAGAUCACCAGAACUUGCACAGAUCUCAGCACUGGUCACACGGCCACCAAAACAGAAAAAUUCUAAAAACAAUCAUGUUGGAGAACCAGAAGCUCAAGCAUCAUCUUCUCCUCCGGUUUCACCUCAACGAAAGAAUCGACCCCCAUCAAGUCAUUCGAAGUACAAGAGAAUAUUAUUUAAGCCUUUGUCUAAAAAGGGGCAUGUGGAAAAUUUUGAUGAUGAAACAGGUUCAGUUACAGAAGAAGCAUCACAACCAGCUCUAGAUAAACCCAGUGGACCCUUGCCUACUCCAUAUUAUGUAGAUGAACAUGGAAACAAAGUUUGGGUUUGCCCAGCGUGCGGCAGGCCCGAUAAUGGUUCGCCUAUGAUAGGGUGCGAUGGUUGUGAUGGCUGGUACCACUGGAUAUGCGUCGGGAUUACAGAAGAGCCCGGCGCAACGGAGGACUGGUUUUGUAAAUCUUGUCUUGCUAAGCGAACAGCAAUGUUACUAGCAGGGGUAACGUCGGGGAAGAAAAGAGGUAGGAAACCAAAAGGGGAAAAAGUCAGAGACUGUCAUUGAUAGAGUUGUUACUGAGAUUAGUUUUAAUUUUUUCGUUUUAUAGACGCGCGAAUGGAUUGCGAUUGUUAAUGGAUUAUUGUUGAAUGAUAUCAUGAAGAUACGUUUUUGUCAUUUAUAAUGUUAAUAAUAUCAUAGGCUAGGUCUUAAGAAUAGAUACUAAUUAAAUAUUGACAUAAAAUGUUGAACAUGAAUAAAGAAAAUAGUGUAGGUACUUGUAAUAAUUACCAUAAUUUUUGUUAAAUUUCUUUUAAUUCUUCGCUCGUUUAGAUCAAGUAUAAGAGUGCGGGCGUGUUGUACACAUACGCAGAUAACAUAGAAUAUUAAAUAUAAGAUUCUUUUUAUAUUGUACAAAAGCUGAAUUUACUUAAGAAAUUGGUGAUGUAUAAAGUAAUGUAGUGAAUAUUUAAAUGAACAGAAAGAAGGCUGAAUGCAUUUCGGUCAAUAUUUGAAUAUUUUCAUAUUAUAAUUUUAAUAUAACCCUGUUUUUUUUGUUAAUGUUGUUCCUUUGGAUCUAUGUACAGGGCUAGCACAAUAUCGCUACCCUCUCACUCUAUAGAACACUUCGGUGUUAUGUAUAGUUCACUAAAGAUGGCGUGACGGUGCUUGUCCUUAAUUCAUUGUAUGUGGAGGAGAGGUUAAAUGUAAAAAUUUUAAUUUCAGCCAGUGGCCAAUUAAAUAUAUUGGUAC